This is a messenger RNA of Cephus cinctus (wheat stem sawfly), 1793 nucleotides long. RefSeq names its product alpha-tocopherol transfer protein-like. The transcript has 7 exons. The record is from RefSeq and is a predicted model, not a curated record. Gene Ontology annotation, cellular component: membrane. Lineage: Eukaryota; Metazoa; Arthropoda; Insecta; Hymenoptera; Cephidae. The coding region runs from base 335 to 1342 and encodes 335 amino acids. Gene Ontology annotation, molecular function: phosphatidylinositol bisphosphate binding.
AGACUAGUUCACUCGCCUUCCACUCUGUUCCUACGAGCAGACGCGCCUGCUUAUUAGUCUCCGUGUACGUUGCUCGUUCUUACUAGACGCUCGUGCGUCAAAAUCAUCGACUACUUCGUGGUCUUCGGGUUCGGCAGCGACUAAGACGUCCUCGUGCUCGUCGGCGCUGCGCUGCCAGGAGGAAGGGUGCUGGCGGAAAUUAUAAAAGAGUGUCCGAAACCUGGAGAACGGAUCAGUCGCUUCGAAGUCUUUCGUCUGGAGACUACAGUCCUGAUAUUUCAGCGAUAGUCGUCUUCGUCGGUCUUUAUUAAUUUGCUUGCUCAUCGCCAAGAAGAUGGUCGCCGUCGAGUGGGUCACGGAGGAGGAUGAGUACGUGCCACCUUUUUCCGAGGAAACGCAAAAAAUGGCCAAGGAAGAAUUGCGGGAGGAUAAGAAUACCAGGGAUCAGGCACUCGAGCAGAUAAGGAAUUGGAUCAAGAUGAAUCCACGUAUCGAGAAUUGUCGUCUUGAUGGACAAUUUCUCCUGAGAUUCUUGAGAUGCAAGAAGUUCAACGUGCCGAUGACGCAGGAAGCGAUCGAGCGGUACCUUUUGCUUCGUCAGGUUUACCAUCCUGCCUUCAAUCAUCUUGACAUCGCCGAACCGAAUAUGGACGAGUUACUUUCUUUGGGGUAUCUCUUUGCUGUUCCUGGAAGAGACAUCAAAGGACGUCGAGUGAUCGUCGCCAGACCCGGCGUGUUCGAUCCGUACAAGUAUACGAAUGCGGACAUGUGCAAGAUUCACGCGAUAACAUACGAAUCUUUGAUGGAGGACGAGGAAAGCCAGAUUCGCGGAUUCGUUCAUUUCGCUGAUGGCGCUGGGGUCAGUUUUCCGCACCUGACUCUCUUCACUCCCAAGGAGGCUGUGCGCAUUGUCAAAAACGGCGAGAGAACCAUCCCAAUGAGGCACAAGGAGGUGCAUGCUAUCAAUGCGCAUCCUUCUCUUAAAUUCGCUUUGGACUUUGGCAUGUCCUUGAUCUCUGAGAAGAUCAAGAAGCGAGUUAAAAUUUAUACAAGUUUAGAAGAUGCUGUCAAUAAUAAGAUGGACACGAGUCUUCUUCCAAAAGAGUACGGUGGUACAAUGCCUAUGAAGGAGAUGAUAGAACUCUGGAGAAAGGAAUUGAUUGACCUGAGACCUAAAUUGUUGAGCCAUGAUAAAAUGAAGGUGAGACUUGAACUGUAUUCGGAAAAGGCUCGGGAAGGUGCUGUGUCGGCUUUGAAGCAAGGACUAAACUGUUCGUCUUUGGGGUCCAGUGAUUCGAUACACGGUAUCAGUGGAUCCUUCAGGAAACUCGAGGUUGAUUGAUGAAGAUUCAUGGGACAAUCAUAAUCACGUAAACUUACUUAACUUUAAGAAUUCUUUGUUGCAAAAUUAGAUAUUUAAGGGAUAUAGCGGAAUGCCCAUCUUUGCCAAAAUUCGGCUACUUGGAGGAGUAGCCGGGAGCAAAAAGUUAUACGAAAAUCAUGAGACUCCUUUGAAUCGAAAAUCUGUAUAAAAUUGUUAACGAAAAAAGGAUGUUCAAUGUCGAUAUUCCUUUUCGUUAUGAUAUUACCAUUAUUCAUUGUAUCAAUUUCACUAGCUUUUAAUUUGCUCUCCUUAAGUUCUAAGUGUAUUUACGAGUCUCACUUGAUAAGCACUGACAUUUUUUAUCGGAGAGGAAUUUUAGUAUAAAUUUGUUAAACAUUGGCAUUUUAUAAAUAGUAUAAUGACAGUAGAUAAUAGAAGAGAUUUUUAUGAAAUAUAUAGAUUAAAGUGA